AAUUGAUCAUCCGCACACCACACAUUACAACAACGUUAAUCAACCAACAACUGCAAUUGUUAAGUCCAUAAACCAUCCAAAAUACACAACCGUUGAUGUCGACAUACAACAAUCCACUCAAAACCUCUAACUAUUCCACCUAACAACUAUAUUGAAUAACCAAAUUAAGCAAAAAUCAAGCAGCAUCUCAGAAAAAUAACUUUGCAAUGUUUAGUUUACGUUCCACCGUAUCUCGUUGAGUACCACAAAUUGGCUGUUGGUAUUGAUUAUGUGUGUCGGGUUGUGUGCAACAAAAUUGUGAUACAUGGUUAAUUGAACAAGUUGUUUCUUUGAGUAAACGUAUAUUGAAUUGGUGAACUUGCAAGCAAGAGUGUGACAUAAUAAGAACAGUAAUAAUGUUGAACGGUAAAUUCUAUACGGGAUUAACGGAGAAUCAGCUCAACCGGUCAGCCGGGCCGAAUCGUCAGAAAACCAAUUUCUUUUGGCCAGAUGAAAGUGAAACUACACCUAAGAAUACAUCGCCCCGGUCGAGAAACAAUGAUGUUGCUCGGAAAUACAAUGCAGAGAGUGGUGAGGUGCGUAAUCCAAAGGAGUUGUUCAAAACCCAACUAUCGUCGAAAAUAAAAUUCUACGAUACAACCGAUGCGUCAAAGACUCCACCUUCGGUACGGAAACAAAAUCAGAAGCGUGAAUUGAAUCGCAAUGUGUACGAGAAAAACAAUAAUUUCCAUGUCAAUGCCAGUCCGAUCAAACCGAAAACAUUUGAAUCGAAAAUUGAAUUUUAUGACUUCGUCGAGACGGAAAAACCGAAAGAACCGACUGCAAAAGUAAAUUCUGCAAAAAUGGUGCACGAAAAGAAAAAAAUUUCGUUUGAUGAAGCCGAUGAGUGGGACAAGACCAAAAAAGGUAUACUAAAGAAUCGUGAUGUUGGUUUGCGUGUCGAACACAAUGUACCCAUUGAUAUAAGCGAACAUCGAACGUUUACCAGAAAUAAUGGAUCGAAAUUGCAAUUGAGCAAGUCAAUGGAUAAUGUAGCCAAAUUAAAACUUUCAUACAACGACGACCACAAUGAUAGGAAUGAAAAGGUCAACGAAAUGGCGAACCAAUUGAACAAAUUGAACAUCAACAACAAAGAGAAGAUCAACUUUUCCAGACAGAUCCAGCCGAGAUAUGAAGACGAUGGUGGCGAUUACAAUGCAAAAGGAUACAAUGGCAACACAAAAGGUUACAAUGAUCGUUCCAAAUACAACAUUCCAACGCGGACGAACGAAAGACAGUCACAACGAAAUUCCUUUCAUGGAUUGAACAACGACAAUUUUGAAUUCACCGAAGAAAGAUAUUCGACCACCAAAAAUUACGAUGACAAGGGAUCGGUACGGCGAAAUUCCGACCAGUACGAUCACAAAGAGCGCACGAAUUUGAGGAAACAUUUACACACCAAGAACAACACAUUCAAUGAUCGAUUACAGGCAACUGCAUUCGAUGAAACAGACGAAUUUUUCGAGGAAAAAAUUCCGGAAAUUAGCCGAUAUCGUAAUGAGCCCCGCAACGAGCGCGUUAUUCAAGUGAACGUAGAAAAGACAAAGAACAUUCCGGAGAAUGGCAGAUAUCGUAAUGAGUCCCGUAACGAGCGUGUUGUUCAAGUAAACGUGGAGAAGACAAAGAACAUUCCGGAUAGUGGUAGAUAUCGUAAUGAGUCACGCAACGAGCGUGUUGUUGAAUUCCAAGAAGAAGCGACACCGAAAAUUCCUGAGAGCAGCAGAUAUCGUAACGAGCCCCGUAACGAGCGCGCUGCUAACAUAAAACGUUCGUCAACAAUAAAUGGUGCAAAUGAUUACCCAAAUGAGGCAAGACGUCGUGCCCACACACACCUUCAAUCAAAUAUUUUCUUUCAAGACGAUGAACGUUUGCAACAACAACGACCUCUCAGCAUACGCGAAUCAGCUGUUACGCGAGUAGGUGUCGGACUUCCAGAUAUUAUAUAGAAGACUAGAGAGGAGGAAAAAAAACAUUUCAUACAGAGACAUUCUUCUACUUGUUUUCAUAUUGAUUAACAUUCGGUCUAACAACGCAGCUUAUGCGAUCACAUUCACUCAUAUAGGUUUUACGAUUUUUUUACUAUUAUUGUGUAUAAUGGUGCAAUUUAUGUAAAUUCAUAAAAUGUAGAAACAACCUUGAGUUCGAUAUUAAUUCAACAUUAAAUAAUUUAACAAAUAAAUAUU
This is a messenger RNA of Bradysia coprophila, 2222 nucleotides long. RefSeq lists its product as uncharacterized. NCBI's taxonomy places the organism in Eukaryota, Metazoa, Arthropoda, Insecta, Diptera, Sciaridae. The record is from RefSeq and is a predicted model, not a curated record.